AUGUUUUGGAAAUCGAAGAAGAACAAUCAGGACAAGAAGAUUGAUGAUACUCGAAAAUCAAUAAAGAGGAUGAGCAAGAUUGUCGAGUUUCUAGUGAAGUUGGAGAAGAGGUACGUAGAUCUCGCGGACGGCUGUUCCAUCUGUUCCGGCCAUGAAAACGAAGAAGUCAUGGCUUCAACCUACUUGACAUUGAAGGAUUUGUACGACCAAAUUGCUUCUCUGAUUGAGGUGGAGCGGGAACUUAACUCUCAAGCUAUGGUUGGCUUAGAAGAGAAGAUUGAAGCGUUGAAAAUCCAAACGAAAGCUAAGCAGAAUUGGAUGAAUCUGAUAAUAUGUGGAAAACUGUUACCAAAACAACAAGACAAUAAACCUCUGUGA
Messenger RNA from Microthlaspi erraticum, 378 nucleotides. Lineage: Eukaryota; Viridiplantae; Streptophyta; Magnoliopsida; Brassicales; Brassicaceae. The record is from the annotation of a GenBank genome assembly.